Messenger RNA from Necator americanus (New World hookworm), 1623 nucleotides. RefSeq lists its product as uncharacterized. The record is from RefSeq and is a predicted model, not a curated record. Gene Ontology annotation, cellular component: cytoplasm. Bases 1 to 1623 code for a protein of 540 amino acids. Gene Ontology annotation, molecular function: guanyl-nucleotide exchange factor activity; G-protein alpha-subunit binding. Lineage: Eukaryota; Metazoa; Nematoda; Chromadorea; Rhabditida; Ancylostomatidae. Gene Ontology annotation, biological process: G protein-coupled receptor signaling pathway. The transcript is spliced from 13 exons.
AUGGAUUCUGUUGUGAGUGCAGCCGUUGUCCAGUCACUCUCAUCACUACCCGCAGAAGAUGCCUGUCGAAGGUUAGAAGCGCUCAACGCAAGUCUAACAACUCGGUCAAAAUUUGAAGAUGUCGACCGCAGCGCUCGCGAGGAAAUUGUCAAACUAGUUGAAAAUCUCUGUGAUCGCUCAUCUCUGGUCGCACCAAUCCUUGAACUUAUUCGGAUACUCGCUCGUGACAAAACUUUACUCGAUGUACUAUUAGUGGAGUCGGUUCGUCUUUUUAUUUUGCGAUCAAGCGGGCUUACCGAUAUAUCCUCUUCAGUCAUUAGAGAUGUCCUUGAAGCUGAUAAGUGCCUGGUUAACACCCUGUUCAAUUCACCUCAGAUGCGGCAAACAUUCGAGACUCAGGCUCCAGCACUGUUAUUAGAUCGAAUUUCUGCUUUCGCAAUGGCGGACUAUUCUGGUAAAUACGAAUGGUUGAAUGAAAUACCUGAAGAUUCUCGGAAUACUGUUUGGUUGCUUGAUUUGCGCAUUGCUUUUUUGGUUUCGGCACAUUCAUCUGAAAUCCAAUCGAAGUGGGGUACGGCCCCUCUAGCGCUCACUACGUUUCUUGAUAUCAUUCGCCAGUAUACUUCCGCUGCUGCUGAAGUGGAGUGUUUUGAGCCUGAAGAAGCUUCAAGGCGUUUGGGAGAAUAUAUUGAUCGUGCUGCAGAGGCAGCUAAAACUCUUUUCAAUAUUACUUACAAACGGUCCGAUGAUAUUGAUGAGGAAUAUGUGGAUAAAAUCACCGAAGCAGUCGCUGCUCUCAUCAAAGCUAAACCACCAUCGCCUGUGAUGGAGCAACAUGCUGUGAAUCUUUUGGCAACAUUAAAGCUUAAUACAAGUCUGCUGUGCCCCAAGAUGAAAACUACAGACAGUCACACAGAGCAGUACGACCUUUACGACAUGUCCUUUGCUCAAGCUCUUCUUGAUGCAAUGGAGAGAAAGCUUGAUGACAACAACAACUCCGACUCAGAUUUAUUGAGCACAUAUUUUGGCUCGGCGCUGAAAUUGUGCACUGCCUGUAAGGAGGCUCGUCGAUAUUGCAGGCUGAAGAUAUUGCCUCCGCUAGUUGCGGCAGAUGUUGUUCGGCGUCCCGAUGAAGGCGAAACACUCAGAAACAAGGUUAUUCGGGUAAUGAUGAGUCCUGCCUUCUCGAAGGAUCUUGCUUCGGAAUUCAUGUUUGUUCUGUGCAAGCGAUCAGUAAAUCGCCUGAUAAAAUACACUGGCCUUGGACAUUCCGCGGGUUUACUAGCUAAUUCUGGUUUACUCGGCCAAAUCAAUGCUCCAAAAAGUGCUUCUGAUAGUGAAGACUCUGAGACUGAGGACUACAGAGCAGUGGAGAAUAGGAUAAAUCCGGUGACCGGCUGCUUGCGGCCUGAAACAUCAGGACCCUCUCCUUUGGAUGGAAUGAGCGAAGAGCAAAAGGAGUAUGAAGCGAUGAAGCUAGUUAAUGCUAUGAAUAAACUUAUGAAGACAGGUGUAGUAAAGCCCGGAACUAUCGGUGAAGACGGCCGUCCAAGAGAGGUUGGCCAUGUGCUCGAACUUCUUAAAGAUGUCUCCGAUGGAGAACAUCACUCCGAUAGCGAAUAA